This is a messenger RNA of Gongylonema pulchrum, 840 nucleotides long. The record is from the annotation of a GenBank genome assembly. NCBI's taxonomy places the organism in Eukaryota, Metazoa, Nematoda, Chromadorea, Rhabditida, Gongylonematidae.
UGCGGCGGUGCUCGAAUUUGCUAUAUAUUUCACGAGACGUUUGGUCGCGUGUUGGAAUCGAUCAAUCCGCUAGAUAAUCUGACGCAGCUUGAUAUACUUACAGCCAUUCGCAAUGCUACGGGUCCCCGGCCGGCUCUUUUCGUGCCAGAAGUUAGCUUCGAGUUGCUAGUGAAGAAACAAAUCCGUCGGUUGGAAGAGCCAAGUUUACGUUGUGUGGAACUGGUGCAUGAAGAAUUGCAGCGGAUUGUUCAGCACUGCGGCAUUCAUACGCAGGAACAGAUUUUGAUUGAGGAUGAGUCAAAGCAUGCUGCUCAGAAACGAACUGCUGCUCAGGUUGAUGCAUCGACGUCGCAAGAAAUGCAGCUUGAGAGCAACUCCACACAGGCUACUGCAAGCACAUCGGCUGUUGCUGUUGAUACUGCCAGUAGCAUUGUGAAUGUGGCUGAUGGAACAGCACGCAUUGCUGGAUGGCUUUUUGGUGCUGGCUCGAAGGAUAAGGACGAUGUACAGCACUCGCCGGCCACUCGGAAAGCAAUCAAUCUUUUGCCAGAAGUUCCGGAAAAAACAAUCACACGAAAGCUGACUCCUCGUGAACAAAGGGAUUGCCAGAUAAUAGAGCGGCUGAUCGGGCGGUAUUUCAUGAUUGUGCGCAAGAAUAUUCAGGACACAGUACCAAAAGCUAUCAUGCAUUUCUUAGUCAAUUAUGUUCGGGAUAACCUACAAAGCGAACUUGUGAGGCAAUUGUAUAAACAUGAGAUAAUUGAGGAGCUGCUUGCUGAAAGCCCUGUAAUGGCUCAGAGGAGAAAAGAAACAGCUGAUAUGCUUGAGGUAUAUUUCUAA